Messenger RNA from Hypomesus transpacificus, 3976 nucleotides. RefSeq names its product TBC1 domain family, member 31 (gene tbc1d31). The record is from RefSeq and is a predicted model, not a curated record. Gene Ontology annotation, cellular component: centrosome. The coding region runs from base 337 to 3624 and encodes 1095 amino acids. Gene Ontology annotation, molecular function: protein binding. Lineage: Eukaryota; Metazoa; Chordata; Actinopteri; Osmeriformes; Osmeridae. The transcript has 22 exons.
GUAACUGACAUCACUACUAGAACAAGUGGAUGGUUGGCUAUUAAAAAACCUAAUUAGAAACUAAGAAAAUCUCUAAAUGUGAUACACCAGUUUUUACUUUGUAUAGCCAAGACGUAUAAGGGUUAAUAAUUAUUGUGUCAUUUUGACUUAUUCACACUGUUCAUAAGUAGCUAUGUUCAUUUUUAAAAUUUCGCGCUGUACUUACCGCCAGACGAUAGGUUUAGCAAGCUGGCUAGUUAAAGUUUGCUAGCUAACGAGCUAGCUCUACACUAACAAAUGUUCAGUCAGACUGCAACGUAGCAGUUUACCCUCCAAGAAGUUUACUCCUCAAAUAAAAUGCAGGUGACAGAUAUAGGAACCAAAGAGGAGGGGAAAGUGUGGCAUCGUAAACCAACACCAACUAGCAAUGGGGUUAUUGUUACAGUGAUUCGCAGUGCAUCUGCUUAUCAAUCAAAAACUGUGCGCUUUCUACAUGUCGCCUUUGACACGACAGGGGAGUCAUUUCUGGCUGGAGACCACCAUGGGAACAUAUAUGUGUUUGAUAUCACCAGAAACAGGUUUAGACUUGUUCAGAGAACUGGGCAAGCAUGCACAGCAUUGGCCUUCAACCUGCGCAGGACAACAGAAUACUUGGUUGCUCUUGCAGAUUACUCCAUCAAGUGCUUUGACAAAGACACCAUGCAGCUAGUGAGCUGGAUGCGAGGCCACGAGGGGGCGGUGUCCCACCUGUCUGUCCACGGGUCUGGCCGCUACGCCAUCACCACGUCGGCCGACGCUGCUCAACUCUGGGACCUAGACACCUUCCAGAGGAAGAGAAAGCUCAACGUCCGCCAGUCUGUGGCCAUGCAGAGGGUGUUUUUCCUUCCUCUGAGUAACACCAUUUUGAGCUGCUUCAGUGAUGACUCCAUCUUUGCCUGGGAGAGCGACACGCUGUCCUGUAAAUACCAGCUGCCUGUCCCAGACCAGGGGCCCAGGCUCCACUACAAGGCCUUCUCUGUCACAAGUGACGGUAAGACUCUGGCUGCAGGGGGGCGGUCCAACCUCCUGCACCUGUGGUGUCUGGAGAGCAGGCAGCUCCUCAGGGUUGUCCAGAUGCCCCCCAAGGUCCGCACCGUGAGACAGCUGGAGUUCCUCCAUGACAGUUUGGAUGGCGGCACCAGCCAGACCCUGGGUGUGUUGAGCCAGGACGGCAUCAUGCGCUUCAUCAACACUCAGACAUGCAAGCUCCUGUUUGACAUCGGCUCCCACGAGAACGCCAUCACCUCGGUGGCGCUCAGCCCCAGCGGGCGUAACGUGGUCGCUGUCAUGGACGACGGCAGCCUGAACAUCUACAGCGUUCAGGGCCUCACCCAGGACCUCAACAAGCCACCCCCACCCCUGGUGAAGGCUGUGAUUGGAGGGGACAGUGAGGAACAGUCGGCUCUGUGGGUUAAGGUGAAGUCUGAGAAGGUCCAGAGACCAGCAAAGACAUCGGGACGGAGGGUGCAGACCAGAGGGCUCAGACCUCCAGCUGUCUCCAUGGCAGAAGACAAAGAGAACGACCUGCCCGACGGUUUGAACAAGAAAAGGCUGGUAGCUCUACUGAAGGCCUUUGGAGAGUAUCCUGCCAAAUACCGCAUGUUUGUGUGGCGCUCUUUGCUGCGUCUGCCGGAGAACCACGCGGCCUUCAGCAGCCUGACGGACAAGGGCCUCCACCCAGCCUACGCCAGCCUGCAGGAGCGCUACCCCAUCAAGAGCCACAAGCUGCAGCGAGGACUCCAGAGGGUCCUCUCUGCCCUGGCUCACUGGUCGGCCAUCUUUGGUGAGACAGACUACCUUCCUCUGGUGGCCUUCCCCUUCGUCAAGCUCUUCCAGAAUAAUCCACUGGUUUGCUUCGAGGUGGUCGCCACCGUUAUAGUGAACUGGUGCCAACAUUGGUUUGAGUACUUCCCAAACCCGCCCUUAAACGUGCUGAGCAUGGCCGAAAACGUCCUGGCACACCACGACAAGGAGCUCCUGCAGCACUUCAUAGACUGUGGGGUGACCUCACAGCUGUACAUAUGGCCCCUGCUGGAGACCCUGUUCUCCGAGGUGCUCACACGAGACGAGUGGCUGCGCCUGUUUGACAACAUGUUCUCCAACCACCCCUCUUUCCUGCUCAUGGCCGCAGUGGCCUACGUCACCAGCUGCAGGGCACCCCUCCUCCUCUGCUCCCGCAAGGAGGACUUUGAGUAUUUCUUCCACCACCGUAACAACCUGGACCUGGUCUCCAUGGUGAAGGAGGCGUACCGGCUAAUGGACAGCACCCCGGCGGAGCUCCACCCCAGGGGCCUGCUGGCCGACGCAGAGCCCUUGACCCGGGGCCAGUACCCCGUUUUCAACAAGUACCCCUCCUGCGUGGUGGAGUACCAAUCCCAGGAACGCCAGAGGAUUCGGGAGCAGGAGCUGGACUACCUCAGGGAGAGGCAGGCGCUGCAGCAGCUGCGGGUGGAGACGGUGCGUCGGCGGGCGGAGGAGGAGGCGUGGUACAGCCAGCAGGAGCUGCUGCAGCAGGCUGAGGAGCAGCGCAGGAGGAUCCUGGAGGAGGAGGAGGCCAGGCUCACCCUGCAGAGGACCAAGGUAGCAGCUAUGAAGAGAGAGCUGAAGGUGAAAGAGCUGCAGCUGUUGGAUGCUGCCAGGACGCGCUUCCUGAAACACACACAGGACCAGAGAACCAGCCAGCUGCACAGACUGGACCACGACAUCCAGAGAAAGAUGGACCUGCGGGACCAGGAGACUGCGGCGGCCGUGCAGGAUCUGGAAGUGAGGCAGAUGGAGCUGGAGGCUCAGAGGAAGCUGCUGGAACAGCGCCUGGCCAGGGAGCAGGAGCGUGUGAGCGAGGAGGUCAGGGUGGAGGUGGACACUAGGACCAGGAGGGCUGAGCUGGAGGCGGCUGCCCAGCAGCGGCUCCUGAGCCUAGACGAUGACACAGAGCUGGGCCCGGCCACGAGAAGAGUGCUGGAGGAGUCCCUGGCCGAGGCGGGCCAGCUGGGGGUGGACUCUGCCUGGCAGGGCCAGGUGGCGCAGCGCCUGGGGUGGGCAGAGGAGGAGCAGGGGAGGAGGUACGAGCGGUUGGCUAGGCUGCACAGGGAGGCCCGCGUCCGGGAGGAACAGCUCCUCCACACCCUGAGGGACACGGAGGGCAGGAAGUGGGAGGAGGUGGUGUGUUUGCAGGGCCAGCUGCAGCAGGACAGACAAGCGGGCUGCGUAGCCGAGGCUCAGAGGACACAGCAGCUCAGCCAGGACAGACUGGAGACACAGCAGCACCUGAACAACCUCCGGAGCAGCCAGCAACACACACUAGACGGACAGAGGGAGAAGAGAGCGACGUCGCCCUGCUCCACCAGAGGGCUGCCUCCCAGACCAGAGAUAGCUGCUGCAGCCUUCACCUCCGCCCUGGCCCCCGCCCAGAUAGACGGCUCCCCCGUGUGUCUCAACAACCAGUCCGCCUCCGACGACUCCACCAGCUUUUCUCUGGACCGAGGCAGAGAACAGCUGGACACCAGGGAGAGGGAGAUGAUGCAGGACAUCCUGGACCUGCGCCUCAAGCUGGCAGCCCGUGCCAAGAGGACGCUCUCGUCCGCCUCUCUGUCCCCCAUCUCCUAAUGACCACACACCCUCUGCACCACCCUCCCCCCUCCCCUGGCCGGAGCUGGGGACAUUUCUAUAGCUAGACUUGAAAGAGAGACUGUAUGUUUUUGUGUUUUUUAAAGGAGACAUGACUGGGAAUGCAUAGUCUCACUUUCAGCGUGGAGACCAACUCCCUCACAGCCCAGGUGUUCACUGUGGUGAAGCGAGAGGGGAAACCACAAAUCAAAAUUUCCAACCAGCUGUACUAACACCCAGAUCCCACAAAAUGGCAGUGCAUUUGUUGAAUCUCUCCUGUGUGCUUUUAUUAUGUAUUCGUUUUUUUAAAUAUUGGAUAAAAAUGAAUCAAUAACAUUGAGUCAUGGAUGAU